This is a messenger RNA of Drosophila miranda, 2502 nucleotides long. RefSeq lists its product as uncharacterized. The transcript has a single exon. The coding region runs from base 133 to 2268 and encodes 711 amino acids. The record is from RefSeq and is a predicted model, not a curated record. NCBI's taxonomy places the organism in Eukaryota, Metazoa, Arthropoda, Insecta, Diptera, Drosophilidae.
AUCAGUCUUCCCCCGAACCCGGCAGAAGUAGUCAGAAGUAGUAGCGAAGUUUUGGAGCAGCCCCAGGAGCCCCCAAAAGUCCUACUAGUCACUAAUCCCCUUGAUUGGGAACCCAGUGAAUCCAAGAGCAAGAUGCGUUUGUUCGUACUCGGCCUGCUGGCCCUGGGCUCCGUCCAGGCCUUCUCCGUAGUGAGAACCAUCCAACCCCAGCCACAUCCUCAGCUGGUGGCCUAUGCACCGUCCCGUGGCGAGUUUCCCGUGGCAAGUGGCCUAGCCCAGGGCUAUGUCCGGUAUCUGGACGGCACGGGAGCGGAGCGCCUGCUGGCCUACAACUAUCCCGAGCCGCUGCACGGCAUCCGUGCCAGCCCCAGCCUUUUGCGAUCUGGCCUGGCGGAAGAGCAGCAGGACACUGCCCUCUUUCGGGCCUGGUGCGAGCAGCGCUACAACGUCAUGCGCCUCGAACUGGAGCGCCUGCGCGCCCAGGGACUGAAGCCCUCGCCUCAAAUGAUGGCUCAGUUCGAGCCCCUCGAGCAGAUCGUCAAGUACUCGGCCUUUGAUGCAGUGCCUGGUCUCAGUCCGGAGGUACAGCGUGCCCGUGACGAGCAGUUGCGUAUCUGGAACGAAGCGCGGCUGGAGGUACUGCGCGCAGAACAGGCACAGCAGAUUAUGGGUCACUAUACAGACUUCAAGCCCCAAGAGAACAUCGUCCAUGUGAAGACUGCCCAAAAGGAGGCGAUCCCAGUGAUCUACGGCCAGCAGCAACAGUACCAGAUCAAGAGCUCCAACCCCCUGGUGGCCACGAAGACUAUAGAGACACCGCAGACGCACUCCUAUGGACAGUUUGCUCCUAGUCCGCAGAACCCGUUCCUGUUGAAGGCUGCUACGAUUCCCGUAUACACUGGCCCCACCAAUGAGGCACCCCAUCCUGUGGAGGAAACCCCAGAGGUGAAGCUGGCCCGCGAGCAGCAUCUCAAGCAGUUCAACGAGGCCCUACUUCGUCAACCUGCCCCUGCGCCCGAGACCCCCAUACUAAAGACCAUUCCUGGCAUUCAGCAGCCGCAACCCAUCGCCACCUAUCCUCAGGCCACCAUCAAGACAGUCACCUAUGGGGAUCAGCAGGUCCCACAACCCGUGGAGGAGACCCUGGAGGUGAAGCCGGCCCGGGAAGAGCAUCUCAAGCAGUUCAACGAAGCUCUGCUCCGCCAACCUGCCGAUGAACCCAUCCUUAAGACCACACCAGUACUGCAGCAGAAUCUUUUCACUCCUUCCCAAGCCAGCAUUAAGCCCAUUCAGACACCUCAACCUGUGGAGGAGACUCCGGAGGUGAAGCUGGCCCGGGAAGAGCAUCUCAAGCAGUUCAACGAGGCCAUUCUCAGACAACCCAUUGAUGUUCAGCAGCAGCCGCUGAUACCGAUUGCGCCCUUUGCUCCUUUGCCAAAUUUGAAGGCUGGCCUCGUCCAGGGACCCCAGCCAAUCCAGGACACUCCCGAAGUUAUUCGGGCCCGCGAGCAGCACCUCAUCCUGCUUGGCCAGGCCAAGCUGAUGGCGGAGGACAAGGUGGCCGAUAUCGAGGACUUGAUUCGCCUCGAGGAGCGCGAGCGGGACAACGAGAAGCUGCGGGAAAAGGAGCGGCAAGAUAUGGAGCAGAAGGAGGCUGCACUGGAGCAGUUGCGGGAACAGGAACGCCUCAGCCAGGAGACGCGCCUCCUCGAGACCGAACGUCUCAAGAUCGAGGAAGAAGACCGCCAGCGGCUGUACUCCGAGCGGGAGGCCGAGCAGCAGGAGCUGAAAAGCACCAACUACGAGACGGAGACUCCCACCGACAGCUCCAUACCCAUCUUCCUGAAUGUCGGUGCCGGUGCCGAUGCCGCGCAGGGUAACAUCAAGAUCCUGGCCUCCCAGCCAGCUCCUGCUCCAGCACAGCCGCAAGGACAGACCAUCAGCCAGCAGCAGUCGGUCCAGAACGGAUUCUUCCUGCGCAUCCAAACGAAUCAGCCCAAUGCCAUCCAGACCUCCACGGCACCAAUCAGUGGUCCAUCGAUUGUCUAUACGGACAAGGGACUGGGAAAUCCCUUCCUGGUUCGCUACACCGAACAGUUGCAGCAGCCACUUCAGGUCCUCCCAUCCUCCUCGGUUCCUAUCGAGAGUACUGGAGCCAGCGAACUGGAGCUGGCUACCCGGGAACACCUGCGUGCCCAUGAGAUCGCGCUGGAGCAGCUGCGUCUGGCCAAUCUGGGGAAUCCCUGGAACCCCGACUGUGACCACUGAGAAGCGAGAUGAUCCUUAAGAGACCCCCUACCAACCAUCCAAUUCGAUUCACUUGCAUUGCCCUUAGGAUAACCAAGACACCCACGAUAUUCGCACUAACAGUAAAACCCAUUAUUCACACUCACACUGACACCCACACCCACACCCUCAUACUCAUACUCAUACUCGUACACCUGCAUAGCUUAAGCUCCCAAUUCGAAAUGCAUUCAGUUGAUAUACAACGCAAAAACGAGA